Messenger RNA from Sparassis crispa, 2997 nucleotides. RefSeq lists its product with no specific name. Lineage: Eukaryota; Fungi; Basidiomycota; Agaricomycetes; Polyporales; Sparassidaceae. Gene Ontology annotation, cellular component: cytoplasm. The record is from RefSeq and is a predicted model, not a curated record. Gene Ontology annotation, molecular function: saccharopine dehydrogenase activity. The transcript is spliced from 14 exons. The coding region runs from base 1 to 2997 and encodes 998 amino acids.
AUGGCCAUUCUUCGACGUGCUCCCUUCUCUCUCGCGCGCCCGCGGCGCUGUUCGUCGCGCUCGUACCAUGCCACCGCCCCCAACGCUGCCAGGCUUACCAUCGGCAUUCGACGCGAAGACCCCCUGCGUAUAUGGGAACGCAGGUGUCCGCUCACCCCGGACGCCGUCCACGACCUCGUCCACAACGACGGCGUCGACGUCCUCGUGCAGGACUGCAACAGGCGCGUCUGGGGUAUAAACGAAUUCGUCAAGGCCGGCGCGAGACCGCACCCCACGCUCGCCCCCGCGCACAUCAUCCUCGGCAUCAAGGAAACUCCUCUCCCGGAGGUCCUCACAGACGCGCUGCCUGCGCCGUCCGUCGCGCCUGGUGCUCCGCUCCAGCCCCGCACGCACAUCAUGUUCUCCCAUACCCAUAAGGGUCAGAUGUACAACAUGGAGCUGCUAUCCAAGUUUGUCUGUCCGUCUGUUGUCGGAGACGCGGCUGCCCCUCGUCCAGAGCUGCUUCCGACACUCAUCGACUAUGAGCUACUUACUGGCGAGGAUGGGAAGAGGACUGUUGGAUUUGGUUGGUUCGCUGGUGUCGCCGGUACACUGGAGUCCCUGAAUGCUCUCGCACAUGCACAUCUCGAGCUCGGUGUCGCCAGCCCAUUCCUCUACACUCCUCGUCCACAUACGCAUCCGUCCCUGGCCUCGAUCCGCGGUACUCUGAGGGAUGUCGUCGGCGCGCGUAUUGCGGCUGAAGGAACCCCGAAGUGCUUGGGUCCCAUUGUGCUCGGCGUCACAGGAGCGGGAAAAGUUGCUGAUGGUGUCUUGGAUAUCCUGAAGGAGCUUCCCAUCCAGCGGGUCGAAGUUGAAGACUUGCCCGCUCUAGUUAGUGAUCCAGGCACGGAUCUCAGGAAGAUCUACGUCGUCCAUGCGCUCCCUGCGGACUACUUCGUGCAGCGCGACGGGCGGCCCUACGACCGUGCUCGGUAUUAUGCGAACCCGCAGGAAUAUGAAUCUGUUUUCCAUACGAAGAUCGCCCCAUACCUGUCCCUGCUCUUGCACGGCGCAGGGUGGGCACCGUCGUUCCCAAGACUUAUGACUAACGAGCAGCUCACGACGACACUGGAGAAGGCGCAGCAGAUCGGGAUGGGCCGAUUCGCGUGUGUCGGCGAUAUCAGCUGCGACGUGGAGGGCGGCCUCGAGUUCCUCCCGCGCCACUCGACGCUCUCCGCGCCGUUCUUCGCCACCCGCCCGAGCACGCUCCCUGCGCACCUGCCGCCGGUCACGAUGAUGGCCGUCGACAUCCUCCCCACCGCACUACCGCUCGAGGCGUCGCAGCAUUUCUCCAGCGUGCUCCUGCCGUACCUCCGUGCGCUCGUCCGCCAGACGCGUCCGGGCGGGCAGAAGCAGGACGAGCGGGAGCACGCACGGAGAGAGGCGCUGAGGAGGGCGACGGUCGCACAGGGCGGCAGGCUUGCGGGAGAGUUUGCGUGGUUAGAGCAGCCGAUGAAGGUGUGGAGCGCUGGGACCGCGGGUGCCAAACCGGAGAGCUUGGGGCAGCCGAAGAAGAAGGUGCUGAUGCUUGGGAGCGGGAUGGUUGCUGGGCCGGCGAUCGAGGAGAUCUGUAAGCGGCCGGAUGUUCAGCUGCUCGUGGCUAGCAAUUCGCUGGUGGAGGCUGAGCGCCAGACUGCGCCGUAUCCGAAUGCGGACCCUGUGCUGAUCGACAUGAAGGACACGGACAAGAUGCGAGAGUUGAUCGGGAAGGCAGACGUUGUUAUCAGCUUGUUGCCUGUGCCGUUCCACCCGGCGGUUGCGGAGUUGUGUAUCCAUCAGCGGAAACAUCUCGUGACGGCGUCGUAUAUCUCUCCUGCAAUGAGAGCGCUGCGUGAACGAGCGGUGUCUGCUGAUGUUGUGCUUCUGAACGAGAUCGGUCUUGAUCCCGGGAUUGACCAUUGUUCCGCGAUGUCACUCAUCUCUUCUCUUCGUGCACAGAAGAAAGAAAUCGUAUCGUUCACUUCGUUUUGCGGCGGCUUGCCUGCGCCGGAGCAUGCGGACAAUAUACCGCUUGGGUACAAGUUCAGCUGGAGCCCCAAGGGCGUCUUAACUGCCGCCUCCAAUGAUGCGAAGUUCAAGCUGAGAGGCAAGGUCGUGGAGAUCGAGGGCGAGGAACUGCUCCAGGAAUUCGUACCUGACCUACCGAUUUCUAACGUGCUUAAAUUUGAGGGGAUUGCGAAUAGGGACAGCCUGCCGUAUGCUGACGUCUAUGGCCUGCAGCCCCUCUCAGGUAUCAGGACGCUGUUCCGAGGCACGUUGCGGUACCCGGGCUUCUGCAACCUCAUGAGCAUGUUCAAGACCAUCGGCCUGUUGGAGACUUCGCCGCCGUUCAGUGUGGACCGGUGGACCUCACUCGCUCGACGGUCGCUGGAGGCGAAGCUGGGGACGCCGCUCAAGGACUCUGCUUCGUUCUUCUCCGUACUUGGAGAUAUCGUGCCCCCCUCUCAAAAGGACGAACUACUCAACGCGCUGCGGUGGCUGUCGUUGAUCCCGUCUUCUGCUCGGUCAACCGGCGUUGAGGCGCUGCCGCCGCUGCCUGGAAAGCCCGCUGCGCCGAUUGACCUGUUUGCGACCCUCCUGGCGCACAAGUUGCGGUAUCUGCCUUACGAGCGCGAUCUGGUGGUCCUGGCACACGAAAUCAUCGCACGUCCCACCGGAUCGCCUGCGGCUGGCGGGACACAUGAGGAGGUGCACACGUCCUCACUCGUCGCGUACGGCACGCCCAAGGCGUCCGCGAUGUCCCGCACCGUCGGGCUGCCCGUCGCGUUCGCGGCGCUGCAGGUCCUCGACGGCGGCGUCACGUUGAGAGGCGUGCAAGGCCCGACGCAUAGCGAGAUUUAUGGCAAUGUGCUGGCGCGCCUGGGAGAGGCCGGCUUGGGCAUGACAGAGACGGUGCGCCGGAGAGAUGCGCGGACGGUAGAGCAGAGACUGGAGACGCAUUGGCUGUCUGGGCUGUGA